UGCACUCCAAAUGCAUUUAUUUUAUUUUGUUGUUCCACAGUUGCACUCCCCAUGAUUAUUUAUUUUUGUUUUGUUCCAAUUCAAAAACUAGCAUUUACCUUGAGAAGACCUUAAGCACUUUCAACAUAUCGAUCCAAAUUUAAGUGCUUUGAUUUGCAAGUAAAGUACCUCAUAGUCGUGAUGAAAUUGAUCACAGCUUAUCUGGAUCAAAUUAUGGAUCUAAUUGUCGAAGGGCCCUAUUUUCCUGUUUUCAUUUCCCUCCUUGUCUGCAUCCUGGUGAUUUUUUGGAAGCGAUCCAGAGCCGAAGGCCUAAACUCACCCCCAGGGCCAUGGAAACUGCCGAUUAUUGGAAACUUGCAUCAAAUGGUCGGUCCACUGCCACACCACACAUUUAGAGACUUAGCCAAGAAACAUGGACCCAUCAUGCACCUUAAACUGGGUCAAUUAGAGGCCGUGAUUAUUUCAUCUGCCAAAGCUGCCCAGGAGGUGUUGAAGACUCAUGAGCUUGCAUUUGCGCAGAGGCCUAUUAUUUUGGCGACAGAGGUUUUGUCUUUUGGUCAAGGAGGUAUUAUCUCUGCUCCUUAUGGAGAUUUGUGGAGAUCAUUGAGAAAGGUUUGUAUGUUCGAGCUACUGAGCGCGAAACGCGUGCAGUCUUUCGGAUCCAUAAGAGAAGAAGAGGCACAGAAUCUUGUUGAGUCCAUUGGCUCAAUGUCUCACAAGGGACUGGCCAUCAAUUUUAGUGACAGGUGUUGCAACUUCGUAAAUGACGUGGUGUCAAGGGCAGCAUUUGGGAAAAAAUGCAAAGACCAAACGGAGUUCCUUUCGCUACUAGAUGAAGUAAACAAACUUGCUAGUGGAUUUGAUAUUCCUGAUUUGUUUCCUUCACUCAGUUUUCUUGGGUUCGUUACUGGGUCGAUCCCUGCUUUGAAAGACAUACAAAGCAAGCUCGGUAAGAUUCUCGAAACUAUCAUCAAUGAUCAUAAGACCAAAAGAUCCAAAAAGGACUUGAUGAUCAGUAGUACUAGCACUAGUACUACUACAGCAGGCAAUGACCAAGCGGAGGAGGGGGAGGAGGAAAAUUUUGUCGACGUACUUCUAAAACUUAAAAAGUCCAAUAAGGCGGAGUUCAACUUCACUACCAAUCAGAUAAAAGAUAUCAUUCUGGACAUCUUCGCUGCAGCAAGUGAGACUUCAGCUACUACCAUAGAAUGGGCAAUGUCAGAGUUGAUGAAAAACCCAAGAAUCAUGCAGAAGGCUCAAGCUGAAGUGAGACAGUUAGUUGUCCAAUUUGAAGGAAAGAAAAGCAAAGUUAUUGAAGAAAGAGAUGUUAAAAAGUUGGACUACUUGAAAUCGGUGGUGAAAGAAACUCUGAGGUUACACUCUCCACUUGCUUUGCUCCCAAGAGAAGCAAGGGACACAGUUCAAGUUGGCGGAUAUAAAUUACCAGUUAAAUCAAAAGUAAUUAUCAAUCUAUGGGCAAUGGGAAGAGACCCAGAUAUAUGGGGGGCAGAUUCUGAAUGUUUUAAGCCAGAGAGGUUUCAUGGCUCUUCUGUUGACUUUAAGGGUUUUGACCUUGAGUUCAUUCCAUUUGGGGCCGGCAGAAGAAUAUGUCCAGGCAUGUCAUUUGGUGUUACCGUGAUUGAACUUGCUCUAGCUGAAUUGCUCUACCACUUCGAUUGGAAACUGGCGAAUGGGAUGAAUCCAGACGAACUUGACAUGACGGAGAGUUUAGGACUGACCUGUAAGAGAAAAAAUGCUUUGUACCUAACUGCCACCCCACAUUUUACUUCACUCGGUAAGUCACAGUGACUUGACGUUUUGUUGCCAUGAGUGGCCAACAAAACCAGCACCAUUCUGGUCUUUCAGGUAUCAAUUGUUCAUUCACUUCUGUAUUCCCUCUUUUACAGGCUAAAACAUGUUUUCAGUCCCAUCAGCCUUUGCAAUGUUCCACUUUCGUUCCUAUGUUUUCGAGUGCAACGAUUUUCAUCCCUGCAGUUUGCAGAUUGUUUAAAUCCAAGGCUUCUUUUCAUUUGUACUUGCGUAACAAGGCAUUAUUAAUGCAAUGUUAAUUCUUUAAUAAUAAUAUGUUAUGUAUUCCUAAGAUGUAAACUUCUUAUUCAGGUCAGUAAUAUAUGUACUUGUGUGUGUU
Messenger RNA from Pyrus x bretschneideri (Chinese white pear), 2149 nucleotides. Its product is annotated as desmethyl-deoxy-podophyllotoxin synthase-like. The coding region runs from base 181 to 1809 and encodes 542 amino acids. Gene Ontology annotation, molecular function: oxidoreductase activity, acting on paired donors, with incorporation or reduction of molecular oxygen; monooxygenase activity; heme binding. The transcript is spliced from 2 exons. Lineage: Eukaryota; Viridiplantae; Streptophyta; Magnoliopsida; Rosales; Rosaceae. The record is from RefSeq and is a predicted model, not a curated record.